Molecule: messenger RNA, 2811 nt
Organism: Sodiomyces alkalinus F11
Lineage: Eukaryota; Fungi; Ascomycota; Sordariomycetes; Glomerellales; Plectosphaerellaceae
Product: kinase-like protein
Exons: 10
Coding region: 1-2811 (936 amino acids)
Biological process (GO): protein phosphorylation; MAPK cascade; cellular hyperosmotic response
Molecular function (GO): MAP kinase kinase activity; ATP binding
Source: RefSeq, a predicted model, not a curated record
AUGGAGAAAACUCGAAAUCCCGGUGUUGAACCCGAGAGAGAGGCUUUGAAGACCAUCACCGCACCUUAUGGCGUUUUCUCGAACAGCGGUUCGACCCACACCUGUACCCGACGCCACCUGGACCAAUCCUUGUCCAUGCAGGAGCAAGUGCAGGUGCAACUCCCAAAAUCUGCACUGCAAGAGCUACCCGGUCGGCAAACCAAAGGCCCUUCUUGGGAAGAGAUAAUCGCAUCGAUUCGGUCAAUCCACUUUGCUCUCGUGCUAGUGGUCACUACGAUAUUCGUUCGAAUCCGCGACCUACGCCGCGCCACGCCAGGUCGGUUCAGGUACAAGGCUUUCUACCGGGCUGGGCCUAUUUGGGCCUGGUCGCUGAACCCAGCCCUGUUCUUACUCCCUUCUAUUCUCACUAGACUCGGCUGCUCUAGUCGCAGCUCUUGGGCUCACUGGCUUGCCGUUCUGGCGCUGUUGUCCUCGCUUUCUCCUUUUUACGAACGGGCUGGAAAACAAACGAUACAUCGACAGCCCCUCCUACUUCACUCCGACAAUUCAAACUGCGAACUGAUCGACUGCGUAUUCCCGUUGUUCCUCCCCACAUCGGAACCGGGCCUCGAGCCGACCCCGGGCAGGAGAAGAAGUCGGCCUUGUCCGGACUCUGUCGUCGCAAACCACAACGUCUCUUUGUAUCGGCUCGCUGCGGCGCUUGUCUCCUCUUUCCGGUCCGCCUCGACCUUCCCUCAGCUUCGCACGCUGUGCCAUAUCCUGUUGCUGGAACAAUCCAUAUCGAGCUCCCAUUUCCCCACAUGCCGAGCGCGAGGCGCUCUAUCAAUUACCAUCGCAACCUGCGAGGCCCAACUCAUCACGGUCUGCUUUACAAUGUCGGGUCUCAACUCUCCCGACUCCUUCCCGGCCACUCCGGACGAGCUGGCUGGCCCCUAUGAUGCCUUGAGCAGUCCAGAUACCCCGGGUUCCAUCGACUCGUCUGACGCAGGUACACCUACCGAGACGGCUGCCGACCACAAGAAGGUGCCAUCUCUGCGGCCCGUCUCCGAUCCUCCAAGCAUGAACCCCACGUCCACACCGCUCGGCAUAUUGAGCAAUGCCCGGCGCCCGCCUCCUGCCGCCGUCUCCAUGAUGGGAAACGGUCCCGUCAACGAUGUCAUGGCCAGGGCUCGCGCACUUCACGCCCAGCGCAUGGGCAGAUCUGCCGCCCCCACUGAGCAUCCUCCCAACCCUGCCAACACUCCUGUUUCGCCCGCAUCCUCUGGUUCGCCCGUCGGCGGCCUUCCCUCGAAUAUGCGACUGCCUGGUGGUGUCCCCCCUGGGCUCGCACGACCUGUCCCUGGCAAUAUGCCCCGCUCUGCUCCUUCCAUCCCGGCCAGUCUCUCCAGCAGGAGAAAGCCCAAGAUGAGUCUGUCCGACAUGGGUGGCGGUCCUGCACCUAGUGGCGACGGUGGGGACGGCUCCGCCGGCGGUGAGAACAAAGGGUCCAAGAUGAACGACUUCAAGAAGUACAUCGACUCGGAGAAGGGCUGGAUCACCUUCGGCGGCACUGCGACUAUUACCGGCUCCGGGGUCGACUUCGCCAGCGGGCAGACCUUCCGCAUAUCGCUUGACGAGGUGGAGGUUCUGGACGAGCUCGGGAAAGGAAACUAUGGCACCGUCUUUAAGGUUAAACACGCGAAACCGCGCAAGCCGCGCUUCGGAGCCGGGCUAACCGGUUUCAAGAGGCCUGCGGGCCUCCGUCAUUCCGCCACCGACCCAUUAACCAACCAGGGUGUGGGCGGCCAGGGCGCAAAGGAGGGUUCACCCAUCUACCCAAUCACUACGCGAGACAAUGGGUCCAGUGGCACCAUCAUGGCCAUGAAGGAGAUCAGGCUCGAGCUGGAAGAGACCAAGUUUACCACGAUCCUGCGGGAGCUCGUCAUCCUGCAUCAGUGCGUUUCACCCUAUAUCAUUGACUUUUACGGUGCCUUCUUCCAAGAGGGCGCCGUAUACAUGUGCAUCGAGUACAUGGACGGCGGCUCCAUCGACAAGCUCUACGCCGGCGGUGUUCCCGAAAAUGUCCUCAAGAAGAUCUCCCACUCAACGAUUCUGGGCCUCAAGUCGCUCAAGGAUGACCACAGCAUCAUUCAUCGCGACGUCAAGCCUACCAACAUCCUUGUCAACACGCGUGGUCAGAUCAAGAUUUGUGAUUUCGGCGUCAGCGGCAACCUUGUGGCCAGCAUGGCCAAGACAAACAUUGGCUGCCAAAGCUACAUGGCUCCGGAGCGGAUAUCUGGGGGUGGCAUGGCGGCCGGUGCGGACGGCACCUAUAGCGUGCAGAGCGAUAUUUGGAGUUUGGGUCUGACCAUCAUCGAGUGCGCCAUGGGACGGUACCCCUAUCCGCCGGAGGUAUCGUCGACCAUUUUCAGCCAGUUAAGUGCCAUCGUCGAGGGCGACCCACCAGACCUUCCCGCAGACAACUACUCUGACAUGGCACGCGACUUCGUCACGCGGUGUCUGAACAAAGUGCCCAAGGAGCGCCCCACGUACGCCAUGCUCCUCCAGCACCCCUGGAUUGCUCAUCUGUCCAAGUUUGAGACAAUCACAGAAGAGGUGGAGGAAGGCGACGAAUCUGAUGCUGUCGCCGACGCGGUGGGUAAAAUGCAUCUCAAUCACGGGACAGAGGACGAGGAAGUAGCCGAUUGGGUCAAAAUGAUCCUUGAGCGCAAGGCGAAAGGCGUCUCCGAUGGUGCCCCGCAAAGGCCGGCAUUGCAUGCCGCACCGUUUGAUGUCAGUCCUGCGGCGGUUAGUCCAGCUGCGGCCAUGUAA